AUGGCGACGGGCGGCUCUUACUGGGCGAUGCUUGAAGAGGAGGACGAACAUCACCAGUGCCUGUCUGCCCUGCUGAGUUCGGCACCCUACGCGUUCGAGCCGUGCGCGGGCGGCGCUUCUUCCGCGAGCUCCUCCGCGUUUUCCGCGGACUGUGGGAACGCAUUUCCUCUCUCUGGAGAUCGCGGCGACCGCGCGGGCCUGUCGCAUGCGGCAAUCGAUGAAACGGGCGACGUUUUGCUCGCCCGCGGCCCCGAAGGAGAAGAAGACCGCGCAGACGCCGGCGCCGACGACGGGUCGCCCGCUCUCCCCGCGCGGGACGCGCAGGCGACUCUCGAGCUCGUGCUCAACAGCGAGCAGUUCACUCAGGAGCUGCACUCGAAAGAGGCUGCGCUGAUUCGAUUCUUGAGCAGCCCCGUGGUGAUUGGCGAACUCGUGCGGCUGCUGACGGUAGUUCCCGGUGAAGAUGCGUCGUUUGCGAAGAAGUUCAGCAGCCCAUACUACGCCGCGGAGGUCUUCUGCUCCCACGCCUCUCCAGUGAUUCUAGCUCUCUUGACAGAUCCCAACUGCGCGUCCGCCCGCAACGUGUUUUGGAAUUUCCUCGCGAACCCCGCGCCGCUGAAUCCGGUGCUCGCCGGCUACUUUUCGCGCUGCUGGCAGUCCAUCAUCAAGGCACACCCCGACGAGGCCGCCGCAUACCUGAUUUCCCUCGGCGACGCCCCUCAAGCUCUGGCUCGCCAUCUGUACAGUCGAUCGAUUGCAGAUCUGUACAAAUGCAUCCUCUACGUCGAGCGGUGCGUUCCGGCCCUAAUCGACCCGAAGACAAUCGUGCCGACGCUCUUUAGCCUGCUGAAGCACUCUGCGGAGACGCGCCCGUAUCCGCGCCGCUCUUCGUCGGGGCGGGGGUCGUCCACAUCAUUCGGCUUAUCUUCGGAGAAGCGCGAUGCGCCCGUGCCGGCCGACGCGGCGGCAGCUCUGGCUGCGGAGACGGCGAGCGACGACGAGACUGACGAAGAGGACCUGAUGUGUGGACUCGAGGGGCAAGUCUGCGUGACGCUUGUCGUGCGCGAGUUGAUCUACCAGCGCCUCUUCAUCUCGUACUUCCCCGCCCUUCUGCGCGACUUGACAAGCGCGCCGGUGCUGCUGCAGCUAGUCGAUAUGAUCACGUCAGAGUGCCCUUCGUGCGUCUCGUCGGGCGUCUCGAUCCUUACAGAUCUCCUCUGCUGCACCUGCGUGGGACCGAACCAGAUUUCUGAGACCUGCAGCGGCUCCGAUCCCCCCACGCUCGGCGCGCCUGCCUGCGAAGAGGACUCGCAGGACGACGCCGAGGGGCGCGGGAACGAGUCCGAUUGCGGCGAAGCUUCUGCCAAUUUCGCAGCCGAGCCGGAGGCCGCAGCGGCGCAGACGUGCGAGGACGCCGAAGAGGAAGCCAAGUCGGGCGACACGGCCUCGGGGGACGGCGACGCUUCUUCAGCGGAGAGAGUAAGAGAAGAGACCGGGGCGGAGGCGGUGCCUCCGCUUGCCCCCUCCGACACUCCCGCCCCUGCGUCGUCGUUGCCUUCGGCUUCCUCCAGCUGCGCGGGCGACGGCCUUGCAGGGCAGGAAGCCUCGCAGGCCGCGGAUGGAGGCGGAGAAGACGCCUCGUCGUCUUCUGCGGAUUGUGUAGGAGUCGCGCCGGGGGCGCAGGGCGGCGGAGGCGGCGGACUCGAAGGCCGGUGCGUGGUCGCGCCGCUCGUGGGGGUGGAGAAGCUGCGGGGCGACGGCGAUGGUGACGGCGCGGGUGGCAGCUGCGCGUUCGGCAGUCUGCAGGACUUUGAGGAAGAGGAGACGCUCACGCCCUCGGUCUUUGUGCAGGAAGAUCGCAACUGGGUCCGACAGCUGGAGAGCGGCGAGUUCGUCGAGCUGUACGUCCUCCCGAACUUGAGCCGCCUCAUGGCUAAGCUCACGGCCUGCUGCGGCUUAGAAGUCGACCCCGCCGCUUGCGCAGGAGACGGCGCCGCGGACGGGGCGGGCGCGGGGAACGCCGACGCCCCCCUAGCGAACGGAGAGCCGCAGGAGACCACCGGGCGCGAGAGGCCCUUGGCCGCCGCAGCCGCGUCAGGCCUCCCCGCCUGCGCGAGGGUUCCCAAAGGGGCAGAAGAGAAGCAAGAGGACGAGACUCCGCGCGGUCCUGGUGCAAGAGCGUUGACCGCGAGCUGCGCAAGUGUCGUUUCCUCUCUUUCCUCUGCUUCGUGUGUGGCUGCUCCCGCCGCCUCGGCGUCGGCUUCGCCCCCCGGGUGCUGGUUGCCGUCUCCUCCCUCGUGGCUGUCGUCUUCUCUCUCCACUCUGCCGCCGUCGCGCUGGCGCGUGCGGCCGCGCGGCGCGUCCUCCUCUUCUUCCUCGUCUUCCUCUUCUUCCUCUUCUUCUUCGUUUCCUCUGCAGAGUGCGCGUCUGGCGAACGGGCGUUUUCCGGCGGUAGGCAUGGAGGCCCUUGAGCUGCUGACGCUGGUGAAGUCGCUGCUGAAGAGCAACGCGCUGAAGACGGCCUCCGCGCUGCUAGAUCGCGGGGUGCUGGAUCUCUCCGUGGAGCUGCUUUUUCUGCAUCCGUGGAAUUCGCUGCUGCACCUGACCGUCACCGACAUGCUGCAGUCCGUGCUGCAGCGCGCGGAACUUGCGAACGCGUUUCCCAGCGUCAUUCAGCGCACGCGCCUCGUGCCGCUUCUCGUCGCGCACUUCCUCACCAAGCGCCCGCAGCGAGAAAGCGACGCGUUGCGCCUCCACGCCAGCAGGCCGGGCGACGCGGAAGAAGACGACCACCGGGAGAACCCGCGAGAGGAGGUGGCGGCGCGCGAGACGGCGAGCGGUAGGAUCCAACUCGCCACGAAACGCAAGCGAAAGACCAGACAGGACACCUGCGGAUACACUGCCCACCUUUUGCAAAUCGCGCAACUCAUCGGCGCGACCAUGGAGGCGCGACCUGAGCUGCUCGAGUUCAUGCCGCUGAACUGGCAACAGCCUUGGGAGAAUGUCGUCGUUGCGGAGCUGCUCUACUACCAGCAGAUGCUUCUCAACGAAGAUCGCAGCUCCACGGACCCCGAGGAUGCGAACAUCGCGACGCUGCCCCCGAUGCACACGCGCCGCAGCGAAGCGGAAGCCUUCGGCGUGUCUUCAGGGAACGCCGCCGCCGGGAGUGCGCUCUCUGCGGGCAGCUACGGGGAUCCAUCGGAGUACGCGGCGAACGGCGAGACGUUCGCCUUCUCAGGUGAGGGCACGUCGCUCGACGCCCAGAAUGGAGAAUCCACGAACGCCGACGUCGUUGACUUCUGA
Besnoitia besnoiti is the source of this 3303-nucleotide messenger RNA. RefSeq lists its product as uncharacterized. Bases 1 to 3303 code for a protein of 1100 amino acids. The record is from RefSeq and is a predicted model, not a curated record. The transcript is spliced from 11 exons. Lineage: Eukaryota; Apicomplexa; Conoidasida; Eucoccidiorida; Sarcocystidae. Gene Ontology annotation, molecular function: protein phosphatase binding; protein phosphatase regulator activity.